AUGACCAUGACGGAAGCGUUUCCGCGAAUCGGAAAUGCCGAGCAUGCUUGGCCCAUUCCCGUUUACAAGGUCUCGUUGCAGGAAGCGUGGCCCGAUAUUGCCGAUGAUGAAGGAAUUUACGUAGAUUGGAAAACCACGGAUGCUGAGGGCAAUGUGCGCGAGUUGAGGGACACGUUACGCACAAUCGUGCUGACUCCGGAACAUGCGGGUAGUGUGCGAGCAUGGGCAUGGCAACGAGACGCGACAAUACUGGAUAUGCGUGCUUACUACCAAUUUACCGAAGAUCAGACGACCGCCAGUUCCAAACGGAUCUAUUUGCAACGCUCCGGAUGUUCGGCCGAUUCCACACCGGAACGUCUUGCUGUGGUGGUUUUAUCAACUCUCCCUUCCGCUGGUUGUUUAAUACUUCUCCGUUUGUCUCUCGCCCCGACACCCCCUCUCCCGCCGAACAUACAUCUCACCUGGGCUAAAGCGACUGAGUGCGAAGCAGACGUCGGUGCGGACAAAGUGACCGUCAAGCGUACCGAGAGCGGUUGCGCUGUCCAAUUCAAGGUCUCAGAUCCGUCCUCCUCAGAUCAGUACGCGGUGUUCCUCCAGUCGGAGGACGGAAGCGAGGACAAGCAACUGGCGAUCGCAGCCGGCAUGGUGAAUCAACUUCAAGGCGAAAUCGAGUCCACUGACAUUUCGAUGAAAUUCGUCUCAGUCGAUGCACAACCAGGUGCGGAAAGUAGUCAACUGAGUGCAUUGGUGACAAUUCACUCUAAAGCAAUCGUGGACAGUAGUGGAUGUCGCCCCAUGUAUCUGGUGCUUCAUCCAACUUGGCCAGUCACGGAACAAUUGGAGAAACGUGUGGAACAUACUGACACACCGUUCACAUUUGCCGCACCACGCGAUCAAAAUCUUCUAGUGCUUGAUUUGGAAUUGCGCAUUGAUUCGGCCGGUCCGGACUCCCCAGAACUGCAUACUCGUCGAUCGCUAACCAUACCGCAUCCGAUGGCCUAUCAACUGGAACUGAAUGUGAACGCAGAAAAGGGAGAGGUCACGUGGUCUUCAUUGCCGUCACCAUUCAUCGAGUUGCUGGAAGAAUUUCGCGUGAAAGUGUCCAGUUUAAUCCGCGCAUGUGGUAAACAGGUGGAUUUGCAAACACCGAUUGUGCAUGAGGAACCAGACUACUAA
Echinostoma caproni is the source of this 1176-nucleotide messenger RNA. The record is from the annotation of a GenBank genome assembly. NCBI's taxonomy places the organism in Eukaryota, Metazoa, Platyhelminthes, Trematoda, Plagiorchiida, Echinostomatidae.